Molecule: messenger RNA, 3570 nt
Organism: Anolis carolinensis (green anole)
Lineage: Eukaryota; Metazoa; Chordata; Lepidosauria; Squamata; Anolidae
Gene: tspan31
Product: tetraspanin 31
Exons: 6
Coding region: 181-816 (211 amino acids)
Cellular component (GO): plasma membrane
Source: RefSeq, a predicted model, not a curated record
GGUAGGCGAGCCGGCCGAGGAGGGGAGCCGGGGCGCGCAGGCGCGGUGGCGGCGGGCUGAGAUUUAAAGGGGAAGGACCCCCUCCGUCCGCUACCUCCUCCUCUUCAAGAGGGGAAAUUAUUUAAGUAUUUAUUUAUUUUCUAUUUCGGAGGGGCUGUGGCUUCCUCCUGCUGGGCGAAAAUGGUUUGCGGGGGCUUCGCCUGCUCCCGCAAUGCUCUGUGCGCCCUCAACGUCGUCUAUGUGCUGGUCGGGCUGUUGCUGAUUGGUGUGGCUGCCUGGGGUAAAGGCUUCGGCAUUGUUUCCAGCCUCCACAUCAUCGGAGGGGUCAUUGCUGUGGGUUUCUUCCUGCUUCUCAUCGCCAUCGUGGGGCUCAUCGGUGCUAUCAACCAUCACCAAGUCAUGCUCUUCUUUUAUAUGAUAAUUCUAGGGCUAGUCUUUAUUUUCCAGUUUGGGAUUUCCUGUUCAUGUCUGGCUCUCAAGAGAAGUAAACAAGAAAGUCUCUUGAGUGGUGCCUGGAAAAUAGUGAAGGUCGACACCAAGAAAUCAUUGGAAAUUAAUUUAAACUGCUGUGGACUAUUCAACGACACUGAAUCUGCUGACACAUUCAAAGCUGAUGUUGAUUCUUGUACUGCAGCUUGCAAAAAGACGAGGUGCCACACUUGUGGCGUGGUAAUGAUGGAACAUGCAGGAGAAGUCUUGAAAAUCCUUGGUGGAGUUGGACUCUUCUUCAGCUUCACAGAGAUCCUUGGAGUGUGGCUUGCCAUGCGCUACAGAAACCAGAAAGAUCCCAGAGCCAACCCUAGUGCCUUUUUAUAGAACCCCGCCCUCUCCACUUCUUCUCAUGCCUCCUAUUCUUUUAGCUAGCUGCUUAUCACCUAUAUUCAAGUUAUCUCAUUUCCAUCACUUAAAAACAAAGCACCUUUUGCAGCCCUUUGAAGAAAGUAAGAGAGACUUUGCCAUUGUGCCAAACUGCUGAUUGGGGGAAAUUGCAUAGCAAAUGCUGCGUCCUUGAGCAUGAAGCCUUUGGCAGGUGGCAAAGGGACCUACUGAGACAAGCAAACUUGGGACCAUGACUGGUAUAAAAUGAUGUGACCUGCCAAAGUACACAUAAUGCUGCUCCUUACUACAAUCAUUCUGGUGUUUUUAAAGUUUGUACUUUGGGAUUGUUACAUUCAUUGCUGUUUUUAAACUCCCUGAAGUUGUUCCCUUUGCCUUGGAAAUGCAAAGGGCUUGAUGCAAUUGUUUGGUCAGUGGAAGACACAACGCCCGUACCAUGCAUUGCUUUACAUUGUGUUUGUAGUAGUCUCACUUGGACUAAUGUGAAAUAGACACAAAAUAACCCAGCAAGAAAAUUCAAAAGAUUUUACAUUUUACACAAACAUAAGGAUUAAGUUAUUAUUAUGUGUGUAUCUUUUAAAAAAGGAACAAACCUCAGUUGACGUUUUCUUGAAUUCCUUGUUUACAAUCAUUGGUACAGGCUACCUCUUUUUAAAGAGAAAGCAGAGGCCUGUGUAAACUUGCCCAGAGAACGUAAUAACUCAUUAUGUAACUUAAGGCUGUAUCAAUGUUACAGAUUUGCAAGGUGGCUUGAUAGUGGUUUUUCUCUUAAUUUUUUCCAGCAAGAGGGACUUGUCAGUCUUUUAAGACUGAGAUUCCCUGUCCAUUUGCAGUACUACUAUGCCUAUGAUUCCUUGAUUGGACAAACUGUUGUAUGUUGCAUUGUAGAUAUGCCCUGCUCUGUUUGGACUCCUAUCCCUGUGUUCAUUUUGUGUAAGGAUGUAUGAGGGAAAUAGAGGUAGCUCCAUGGGAUGCUUUGUACAUUGGUUUUUGAGAACUUACCUCCAAAUUUUGUUCCAAUGUCAUUUUGAACUUCAGAAUAAUUUUGGUUCUAUAUGAGCAGAGACUAUAGAAUCUAUAACCACAAUUCGGCUGGAAACAGAAAUGCUGUGAGCUGGCGUCAUGCUCCUUCUGCACUACUUCAGGUUAGCAGUCUUGGAAUAAGUUUUAUUGGGCUAUGAUUCCAUUCUCCUAACCUAGUGGUUCUCAAUCUGUAGGUCGCCAGGUGUUUUGGCCUACAACUCCCAGAAAUCCCAGCCAGUUUGCCAGCUGUUAGGAUUUCUGGGAGUUGAAGGCCAAACAUCUGGAGACCUACAGGUUGAGGACCACCCUUCAAAAUCUUGGUUCAUGUAGAGAAAUCAUGCAUCUUCAUGGUAGUAUGCUGCCAGUUUCCUACCCAAGAAAGAAAAAUUAAUGCUCAUGUUCAUUAAUGAAAGAUCUUAGAAUCCUGCAAAGGUCACUUUUCCAUUCCCAGCAUUGUAUCAUCACCACACCUUGGAAAGCAUCCAUCUUCGCUUCUUUCUGAAGCAGAGACUGAAUGGGAGUAGAAGGCUGUUUAUGACAGCAGAGCAAAAGAUCAAGUACUAUUCCACAUCACCAGAGACUGAGAAAGGGCAGGUGUGAUGCACAACAACAAAAACUGCAAGGAAGGGAAGAUGAUGAUUGGAAAGGACUGCCUUCUUGCUUGUUUACUUCUCCAACAUAGCACCAAGAGUGUUUCCUUUUCCUACAAGCCACUUCGUAAAGUGAGAAAGAAACCUCCCAGAUGAAGAAAGACUCUAGUGUGCUUUUGGAUGGAGACCAGCGAUUCCCUUAACUACCAAUACAAUGAUGGCACAUGCCCACCUGUUCUUAGUGAAGGUUAGCACUUGACAGAGCAUGUCGAUAAAGGCAUCAGAAGGAAAGCUUAGGAAUAAAGGUGAAGAUCUAAGGAAAACCAUUAGAAUUUCUAUAUACCAUUAAUAUUCAGUCACCAGGCUAUUUAUUUUGGGGUGGCCUUGUGAUGAGGCAGUGCCUCUUUUGUACAGAAGCACCUACAUUUGGAGCAGAUAGAAGUAGUUUGGCAGUCAUGUACUGAGAGUGCUCUGUUCAGCUCUAGAUGAAGGUACAUCAGAGACAAUGACUUCCUCAUACAAUUUACUUAGUACUUAGGGAUAACCAUGUGGGAAUACAAAGCAUUAAAAAGGUACGCUCUAUAAUCUGAUGUGCUUCCUUUUCAGAACAGUAAUUACUAAUAAACCUUCUUGUACUCUAGUCUUCUCCGGUUAAAAGUCUCAGGUUGGGUGAGGAGACUUUUGCUGAUCUGUAUGUGUACAGAGAUUGGUUGAAUCAAGAUGCCAUGCACUUUACGGGAAUACACAAGAUUUACUCAGCCAGGGAAUAUAGAUGUAUCUCAUCCUAUUCAUGUCUGACUUGACAGAUGCCUGCUUGCCAUUAUUUUUAAUUUAAAAGGGGGGAGUUUGACUUGCUGCUUCCCUUUGGUGGAUGGCUUUGAAUGCUGCAUAUUUGCUAGAGACUAUCCUUGCCUUUCAAUUAGUGGCGGAUAAAGGAGGAAGAGUGUAAGGGGCUUAACAUUUGCAUAAACACUAUGAUGCUCAAUAUGUUUCAGGUCACCUUUCCUUCUGAUGGCUUUGUUGAGAAGUACAUGCUUCUACCAUCAUGUAUAACUGGAUUACUCAAAUUGUAGAUUCGAGUUGCCGUUACAGAUCAUUUGAAUAAAUACAUUUCUGUCAA